Molecule: messenger RNA, 2193 nt
Organism: Plasmodium yoelii
Lineage: Eukaryota; Apicomplexa; Aconoidasida; Haemosporida; Plasmodiidae
Product: conserved Plasmodium protein, unknown function
Exons: 1
Coding region: 1-2193 (730 amino acids)
Source: RefSeq, a predicted model, not a curated record
AUGGCGAUAGACACAUAUAAAAAAUCCAAAAAGCUAUCCUUAGGAAUGCAUUAUAAUAAAGACAAUUUUAGUAGAAGGCGGGGGAACUCAUAUGGAUAUAAUAGGUACCGAAGUUAUAAUUAUUACAAAUUACCAAACUAUCAAAAAUCACAAAAUUGCGAAAUGAAAAAUGAGACAAACGAUAGAGAUACGAAUGAAUCUAAAAAAGUAAACAGCGCCAUUGAUACUAGCUUGCAAUGCAAUACAUCUAACAAUAGCAAUUCUAUGAAAAAAAACAAAAUUGGAAAGAGCGAAGGAAACAAAAAUGAAGAAAAUGGCGAAGAAACAAAAGACGGAAAUAAAAAAAUAAAUGUCAUAAAAAUACUAAAAAGACCCGCAGAUAAUGUGCAUGAUGAUAUUGAGUCAAAAUCAUUAAAAUUAGUAGUAAAAAAUAACUUGAAUAAUAAAACUGGUGAAGUAGAAGAGACUGAGAAGAAAAAUGACAAUGAUAAUGACAGCAACAACGAAGGAAUUGGCGACAGAAUUGGCGAAAGAAUUGGCGAAAGAAUUGGCGAAAGAAUUGGCGAAAGAAUUGGCGAAAGAAUUGGCGAAAGAAUUGGCGAAAGAAUUGGCGAAAGAAUUGACGAAAGAAUUGACGAAAAGAAAAAGGAAAAAAAAUGUAAAAAAAAUUUAGCUAGCAAAAAUUUAUCGAAAAUAAAAGACAAAGAUAUUUUUAAUUUUACUUCAACUCAAGAAUUAUUUAAUUUACUUCUGCAAAACGUUAAGGAGAAUGAUGAUGAUAAUAAAAAUAAUACGCAACAAAUUGCAUCACCGAGUGACGAAAACAAUUUUGCAAAACAAAAGAAUGUUGAAAUAGUGGAUAAAGAAAAGGAAUCGGCUACGAAAAAAAGUAAAAAAAAUAAACCACACAAUAUAAAAAUAGCAAAUACAAAUAUUACAGAAACAAAAAAUGGUAAAGAUCAAUUGGAUGCUAAAAAGAAAAGCGAUUUAAACGGACAAGUCCAAAUAAAUAAUAAUUCUAUCUUAGGAGGUCAAACUGAUGGAAAUGGUGUUAUGGAAAAAAAGGUCACUUUCCAAUUGAUAGACGAUUUACCCAUUGAAGCAGAGAAAGAUAUAGAUGUUGGAAUGAUGGGAAAUGUUUAUUCGAAAAUAUCAUCUGCUAAAUAUCCAUAUGUUAUGAAUUCACAUUUAUUAAAUAAUAUACCAAAAGAAGAAUUAUGUAAAACAUUAAGCUUAAAACAUGAAUCAUUUAAAGAGUUAAAAAAAGAAGAUGACGAAUCUUUAUUUGUUAUACCAUUAUAUAUGCGAUCACCAAAACCAGAACAAAUACCAAUACCCUCUUUAUUUUCAGCCAAUAAUAGCAAUUUGGCAACCGAUAUAUACAAUGGGAAUGAAGAAUUUCCAUCGAAUUGUGUAAGUAGCUUAGAUAAGAUAAAUGAAUAUUUGAUUGGAAGUAAUUCAAUAGAGUUUCCAAUGAACGAUCAAGAAAAUUCCGAGGAAUAUUAUUCAGCACCAACACUAAUUGGAUUUAAUAAUUCAAUUUUCUCAAAAACAUCUACCGAAAAAUGUAACAGCAAAGUAGUAAAUGUGGCAAAAAAUAAUAGCAAUAAUAAUAGCAAUAAUAAUAGCAAUAGUAAUAGUAAUAGCAAUAGCAAUAGCAAUAGCAAUAGCAAUAGCAAUAGCAAUAGCAAUAGCAAUAGCAAUAGCAAUAGCAAUAGCAAUAGCAAUAAUAUCAAAUCCGAAGUAUCAAAUUCAAACAAAUUAAAAACCAAAAAGUAUGGAAAGAAUUCAAAAAGUUCUAUAACGAAUGAAAAUGCAAGUACCUUGGUAGGAGUAGCAAAUAAUGAAAACGGUUUAAAUGCUUCUAAAAAAAAUAAAACAUAUCUUAACAAAAAAUAUAAUAUAUCUUCAAGUUUAGACCCAAAUAAAUUAAGAUUAAAAUAUGAUACAUUAAAUAUAGGUAAUGUCAAACCAAGAAAAUUACAUAAUAAUGAAUAUUAUGCUUAUAUAAAAACCACAAAUUAUAUGAAUGGCAGCCAUGCAUAUAAUAAAACUAGCAAAAACUUUAAAUUUGAUAAAUAUUUCAACAACAGAAAAUAUAAUUUUAAAUCUACUUAUGUUAACGAUUCAACAGCUGCUCAAAGAAAUAAAAAUUUAAAUUCCUUUAAAAAUGUCAAAAUUGAAGCCUAUUAA